This is a messenger RNA of Capra hircus (goat), 1733 nucleotides long. RefSeq names its product testis-expressed protein 19.1-like. The record is from RefSeq and is a predicted model, not a curated record. NCBI's taxonomy places the organism in Eukaryota, Metazoa, Chordata, Mammalia, Artiodactyla, Bovidae. Gene Ontology annotation, biological process: spermatogenesis; placenta development; male gonad development. The coding region runs from base 502 to 1155 and encodes 217 amino acids. Gene Ontology annotation, cellular component: cytoplasm; nucleus. The transcript is spliced from 3 exons.
AGGGAGCCACCAGGGAGGGUGAGAGCCCUUUGGAAUAAGAAGUGUGUCUGGGGCCUACAGGCUGGCAGAGUGUGGGGCUUGGAGGCUGAAAAGCCCCAGGUUCCAGUGUGGCCCCGGGCCAGACGGGCCAGCUCAGGUGCCGGUGGUUCUGUUACGCUCCAUCUGGUUAAGUCAGGUUAACCAUUUGGUUAGAUUCUGAUAAGUUCCUUCAGGUUCUGACAGAUUCUCUCAGGUUGUCUCAGGCUCCCAGAGGACAGAACGCUUGCAUCAGCUGAAGUUAAUUCCAGAGUUUCUUCCCUUCCAACCUCUAUUUUGACCCAGUUCAUCUACCGCCAUCCCAAAUUCUUCUCCUGGUGAUCCUCAUCUUUCUCCUCCCUGUUCUCUUGCCCCUCCUCCCUGCCCCUUGCACCUUACUGUGCCCCUACCUGUGGGCCAGACCCCCUAAGAUCACAGCCACCCCUGCUCCUGCUGUCUCUCUCUCAGGAGGCAGGCCGCUUGGCCAUGUGCCCUCCAGUCAGCAAGCGGUAUGUGGCGGAGGGCCUGUCCUACCUCUAUGUGUCCUGGUUGUACCAGCUUCAACAUGGCAGCCAGAUAAAGCUCUGCUUCGCUUGUUUCAAGGUUGCCUUUCUGGACUUUAAACGGAUGCUGGAGUCAGAAGACUGGGAAGAUGAAGACUGGGACUCUGAGCUGAUGGACGAUUCCGAGGUCCUCUCCCUGGUGGGCUGCUGUGAUGUCAUCUACCUCCAGAAGAUGAAGCCAAGAAGGGCCUGGAGGACCCCAGGCCAGUGUUGGAAACUGCUGCUGGAGCCUGAUGAGUGGUGGGUGGUGAGACUCCAAGAUGUACCCCAGAUGCAAGACCUGCACCACUGGAAGCUAAGCAUUCUGGAAUCCUCGUCUUUGGAGCAGAAUGUAGAUCUUUUAUCUGCGGACUCGGUCCUGCUUAAGAGGGGACUCACCAUCCUCUCUUUCUCACCCUGGGCCAUGAGGGAGGCAGCGGAGGGGGACUCAGCCUCUAGGCCACAGUCCUCCGCCCAAGGAGGGGAUUCCAGCACCAGUGGGCCCAGAAUGCCUGGGGAGAACCUGGCUGCUGUGGGAGCCUUGGCCCUGGGAGAGCUGCCACAUUUCCAGCCCCUCAACCCAGGGUCCCAGAACUGAGGGACUGAGGUCCAUGUGAUCACCAUUGUCCUGGCUUCCCUAGGACACCAGAGGCUGGGAAGGACUGACCUCUCCACAACAGCCCCAGUAGCCAUUAACAAUGAAUGAGGUCUUGGGCCUGGAGAGAAACAAUGGUGAGUGGCCCAGAGACUGAGAAAUGGGGCCCACUGCAGCAUCAGGAAAAAGGGACACAAAUACCUAUAACUGGGAGGGAAGUUCUCUGUCAGAUGUCAUGGAGUUAGGAAUCUGAGCUAUUCGGGAUGUGCUGGGUGAAAGGAUGCUGUGUGAUGUGUGAAGGGAACAGGCAAUCGAUCUAUGUAACAGCCCUACCCUGGGGAGGGAUGUCUGAAGUGUAACUCCUGGGAAAACGGUGGUAGAGUUGGGAACACGGUGGUAGAGUCGGGACCACAGGGAUAUGUGCUUAUCUUUACUCAGUGGGCUCCAUAGGACCCGGUUAUCAGCACUGAGGACUCUGCAGUGUGAGAGACCUUGUUUCAAAGAUGGGCUAUUUUAUGUGGUUUGGCUAUUUAGUUUCUGUCUCUUUGUGUGUCAGUUUAAAGGAAAUAAAGUCAUCAAGU